AUGUCGUUGCGUGAAACCAAUCUAGAUGGCAUUCUACCAUUGGUAGCCAGAGGGAAAGUUAGAGAUAUUUACGAAGUUGACUCAAAAACACUCCUUUUCGUAGCCACAGACCGCAUUUCUGCUUACGAUGUUAUCAUGGAAAACACUAUCCCUGAGAAGGGCGUUAUCUUGACCAAAUUGUCGGAAUUUUGGUUCUCAUAUCUUAAAUCGGAUGUUCGCAACCAUCUGGUGGAAAUCCCAGAGGGCAAGACUGUCUUCGACUUCCUGCCCACCGAGCUUCAGCAAUCCAAAUACAAGACCCAAUUGGAAGGCAGAUCCAUGCUCAUCCACAAAUUUAAGCUCAUCCCAUUGGAGGUGAUCGUGCGUGGUUUUAUAACCGGAUCUGCAUGGAAAGAAUACCAAAAAUUUGGAACAGUUCAUGGCCAAAAAGCCCCAGAAGGAUUGAAACAGUGUCAAGAGUUCCCCACUCCUAUCUUUACACCUUCAACCAAGGCUGAACAAGGCGAACACGAUGAAAACAUAUCUGAAGCUCAGGCUGCAGAAUUAGUGGGUCCCGAAUUGUGCUCAAGAGUGGCCGAACUCGCCAUCAAGCUGUAUGCUAAAUGCAAGGACUACGCUAAGACCAAGGGCAUCAUAAUAGCUGACACCAAGUUUGAAUUCGGGAUUGACGAAACUACCGACGAGAUUAUUUUGGUCGAUGAAGUACUCACCCCAGACUCUUCCCGUUUCUGGAGCGGUAAGAACUAUGAAAUGGGUAAAGAUCAGGACUCUUACGACAAGCAGUUUUUGAGAAACUGGUUAACCAGUAACAAGUUGAACGGCGUGGAUGGCGUCAAGAUGCCCGAAGAUAUUGUCACAAACACUAGAUCCAAAUAUGUGGAAGCUUACGAGACGCUAACGGGCAACAACUUUUAA
Lachancea sp. 'fantastica' is the source of this 915-nucleotide messenger RNA. Lineage: Eukaryota; Fungi; Ascomycota; Saccharomycetes; Saccharomycetales; Saccharomycetaceae. The record is from the annotation of a GenBank genome assembly.